AUGGAGGAGGGCGGUAUAGUGGAGGGACACCGCAUCUCUGUUCCUCCAUUAGCACAUGACUCAAAGAGCGGCCACAUCAUUCACCCUGUACUUUUCUUGUCCUGUCAGCUUCCAUCAGAUCGGUUUCGCUUUGCGUCUUGGCACCGCCUGGAGCAGUGUGAAGUUACAGGUGACCAGCUAACCUGCCCCAGGGUCAGAGAAGGGCCAUCAGAAGAGGAACUGUUUCAAAGAGAGGGUGCUGAUGUCUGUUUGGACCGAGGGAGGAGGAGGAGAGAGGAAGAAGGCCAGAGCUGGGAAGAGAGAUUGCAAGAAAACUGGGAAAACUGUCUGGAGUUAAAUCUGUCUUACCAAGACUUGGGUGAUCCCUUCCAGCAGGAGAAUUUCCUCCGGAUCCUCCGCCGGUUGAUCCGUGUGCAGAAACUGCAACUGGUUGACAACUCUCUCACAAACCUGAGUUCUGUGCGUCUGCCAAGGUGCAGAAUGCUAAACCUGCACCGUAAUCACCUUGUGUGUCUGCGUCAGCUGCCAAAGCUCCCAGCAGUGGAGCACCUUUGUCUCUCUGAGAAUGCCAUCAGCUCCCUGAGGGGACUGGGAGCUCUGGGGAGCAGCCCACUGCGCUCCUUAAACCUGACCCGCAACCCAGUGACCUUCACUCAGGACUACCGUGCAUGUGUUUUCUCCUCUUUGCCAAAGCUUGAGGUCCUGGAUGGAAUCCCCAAGCUGCCAGAAGACUCUCUGCCCACCAGACUGCAGCUUCCAGAAACAAGGAUCUGCAACAUUUUGUGACAUUCUUCCAUGGAUGGAUGCGUACUGACUCAGAUCUCCCAAUUCUGUUUGCUGCCCUUAGGGAGGCGAUGGCAAGGCUUCAUCAAAGAACUCCACAUUUUGAAAUUGCACUGAAGGUUUCACAGGUGUCUUC
Molecule: messenger RNA, 919 nt
Organism: Monopterus albus (swamp eel)
Lineage: Eukaryota; Metazoa; Chordata; Actinopteri; Synbranchiformes; Synbranchidae
Exons: 6
Coding region: 1-786 (261 amino acids)
Source: RefSeq, a predicted model, not a curated record